Molecule: messenger RNA, 1130 nt
Organism: Cloeon dipterum
Lineage: Eukaryota; Metazoa; Arthropoda; Insecta; Ephemeroptera; Baetidae
Gene: Roe1
Product: grpE protein homolog, mitochondrial Roe1
Exons: 6
Coding region: 195-923 (242 amino acids)
Biological process (GO): protein folding; protein import into mitochondrial matrix
Cellular component (GO): PAM complex, Tim23 associated import motor
Molecular function (GO): adenyl-nucleotide exchange factor activity; protein-folding chaperone binding; protein homodimerization activity
Source: RefSeq, a predicted model, not a curated record
AAAUUUAAACAAGUGAAUGCUUCACAAUAGAGUGCCACGCCCCCUUAGGUCUGUCUGCAGAGCAGCACGCAUGGAAAAUUAAUGCAGCUGAUGAAACUUCCCAAACCUAACCAAAAUCUACCUUUAAAGUAUCAAUAAGUUUUCCUGAGCUAUUAAAGGGAAAAUUAAACUCGCUAAACUUAAAAAACGCAGUGAUGAGAGUGACGGUGGUCAGGACACUUCUGGGCAUUAGCUCAAAAGCCAGCGGCUGUUCUCCUCUCUGCUCCUUGCAGAAAACAACCGUCAGAUUGUCUGCUGGGUCGCACCUUUAUGGCACAAUCGCUGGAGGAUCAAGGACACUCAGGUUUCCAAGCUCAACUCUAGUGGAGAAAACGAGGUGGAUGUGCUCUUCUGGAUCAGCAGAAAAAGCUGCUGAAAAAGAAACCAGCCCAGAGCAUUUAGAACUGAAAAAGCUUAACGAUGAAUUGGAGGAGGAGAGGAAAAAGAGUGCAGAAUUUCAGGACAAAUACAUGCGAGCUCUUGCUGAAAACCAGAACACGCUCAAUCGAAUGAGGAAGCAGGUCGACGAGGCAAAAAUCUAUGGAAUCCAAAAUUUAGUUAAAGAUCUGUUGGAGUUUUCUGACGUCUUACAAACUGCUCUUGAAAGCACACCCAAGGACCAAGUCACUGAGAAUAACAUUCACUUGAAGAACUUGCAUGUUGGAUUGACGAUGGUUUCAUCAUCACUGCAGAAGGUUUUCAAAAAGUAUGGCGUUGAAGUUGUCGAUCCGUUGGGCGAAAAGUUCAAUCCCAACCUGCACGAAGCACUUUUCCAACAAGAGGUAGAAAAUAAAGAGGCUGGCACAGUUGUUGCGGUUUCCAAAAUCGGCUACAAAUUGAGCGAUCGAGUGAUACGCCCUGCCCUUGUUGGAGUUGCUAAAUAAUAUGAUUUCGCAUAUUCAAAACCUGAUAGAAGGGUAUUGAUUUGGCUUUUGAGACUAGACUGCAAUCAAUGGCCAGUUGGUUGUUCAAAAGUAGCAGCAUGCUUGUUGUCAUUUAAUAUGCUGCAACCUUCUCUACACCAGUAACCUUCGAACUUGGUUUAAUGUAAAAUAAUAAAAUAUUUUGUUAAUUAAAGAGUCAGAAACAUA